GCGGCCUCAGUCGACUGCCGGCUGUCGCGCGUGCGGUAGGGAGGUCCGCGGUCCGUGCAGAGAGGCAGGCGCUGCAGGCGUGGGCACCGCGCACGCUCGGAGAGAGGCCUCGCGGAGAGCUGCGCCGGGAAGAGUGUGGCCUUGCGUCGCGUGGAGGCAGGUGUGGUGGGCCAGCACUGUCACGUGAUCGAGGAGUCGGGCGCGCGGGGCACCCGGAGGGGGCGGGGCCCCGCGGGCCACACCUCCUUCGGUCUCGAGGGCGGGGACGUAGCCAAAGAGACCUGUUCUUCUAGGGUCUGAGCUGGGGAGGGCUCGGGAAGGGUGUCGGGCACCCCUCAAAUUAGGGGAAGAAUGGGGGAACACCCACCCUCAUACCACCAGGGCAAUAAGAAAGAGGGUGGCGCUCCUGGGAACCAAGGCACUGGAGGAGACGGAGGCGUUCAGAUAUCCAGGGGGCAGCCCUAGAUCCGAGCUUGAAAGGAUGGGGGCAGGCAGAUGAGCUCACGGGGCCUUGGGCUCCAGUCCUGGCUCGACCUCCGAUUGCGGUGAGCGCCCAGGCGAGCCCCUGCCCCUCGCCUCGAGGGGCCAUCCGGGGUGCAAGACCUCACAACCGCGGGCUGCCACAGGAUGGGCCUCUGGGCCACGGCCCGGCUGUGCGGCCCGCCGGGGCUGCUCCUGACCUUGGCCCUACACCUGGCUCUGUACCUGCACUCGGCCCAGACCUCGGUACCCCCACCCCGGGACUACUGCGUCCUGGGUGCCGGGCCCGCGGGCCUGCAGAUGGCCUACUUCCUGCAGCGGGCCGGGCGGGACUAUGCGGUGUUCGAACGCAACCCGCAGCCCGGCAGCUUCUUCACGCGCUACCCGCGCCACCGCCAGCUCAUCAGCAUCAACAAGAGGCACACGGGCAAGGCCAAUGCGGAGUUCAACUUGCGCCACGACUGGAACUCUCUGCUCAGCCACGACCCCCGGCUGCUCUUCAGACACUACUCCCGCGCCUACUUCCCCGACGCGGGAGACAUGGUGCGCUACCUGGGCGACUUUGCCCAGCGCCUGAGGCUCCACGUGCUGUACAACACGACCAUUACUCACGUCACUCUGCACAAGGCCCGGCAGGCCUGGAACGGCCAUUACUUCAUCCUGACCGACCAGAUGGGUCACACACACGAGUGCAGCGUGCUUCUCGUGGCCACCGGUUUGUCGGUCCCCAACCAGGUUGACUUCCCAGGCUCUGAGUACGUGGAGGGAUACGAGUCUGUGUCCGUGGACCCCGAGGACUUCGAGGGUCAGAAUGUACUGAUCCUGGGGCGCGGGAACUCUGCCUUUGAGACGGCGGAGAACAUCUUGGGUGUCACCAACUUCAUCCACAUGCUGAGCCGCUCCCGGGUCCGGCUGUCGUGGGCCACCCACUACGUGGGAGACCUCAGGGCCAUCAACAAUGGGCUGCUGGACACCUACCAGCUGAAGUCCUUGGACGGGUUGCUCGAGUCCGACCUGACGGAUCUGGCCAUCGUGAAGGACCGCGAGGGCAAGUUCCACGUCACCCUGAACUUCUUCCUGGAGGCAGGCAACCAGAGUGCCGACGCCGUCACUCUCCCCCAGGACGACAACGACAACUUUGCCAUGCGCGUGGCCUAUGACCGGGUCAUCCGCUGCCUUGGCUGGAACUUCGACUUCUCUAUUUUCAACAAGUCCCUCAGACUGUCUUCCGGGGGCGAGUUCAGCAAGAAGUACCCGCUGAUCAAAGCCAGCUAUGAGUCCAAAGGAAGCCGGGGUCUCUUUGUGCUGGGCACCGCCAGCCACUCCGUGGAUUACCGCAAGUCUGCGGGGGGCUUCAUCCACGGUUUCCGCUACACGGUGCGGGCUGUUCAUCGCCUGCUGGAGCAUCGCUACCACGGUGUCGCCUGGCCCUCCACCGAGCUCCCCACCUCACAGCUGACCAGCGCCAUCGUCCGGCGUGUGAACGAGGCUUCUGGGCUCUACCAGAUGUUCAGUGUGCUGGCUGACGUCGUCCUGCUGAAGGAGAACGCCACAGCAUUUGAGUACCUGGAGGAGUUCCCCGUGCAGAUGCUGGCCCAGCUGGAGACCAUCACGGGAAGGAAGGCCAGGCACGGGCUGUUCGUCAUCAACAUGGAGUAUGGCAGAAACUUCUCUGGGCCCGACAAGGACGUCUUCUUUUAUGACCGGUCUGUGGGGCACACGGAAGACGCCUGGCAGUCUAACUUCCUCCAUCCUGUCAUCUACUACUACAGGCAUCUUCCCACCGAGCAGGAGGUGAGGUUCCGCCCUGCCGGCUGGGCCCUGCCUCGGCCCACGGCCAUCCACCACAUCGUGGAAGAUUUCUUGACCGACUGGACCGCCCCGGUGGGGCAUAUCCUGCCUCUGAGGCGCUUCCUGGAGAACUGUUUGGACACCGAUUUGCGAAGCUUCUAUGCAGAAUCCUGCUUCCUGUUUGCGCUAACACACCAGAAGCUGCCGCCCUUCUGCCAGCAGGGGUACCUGAGAGCACAGGGGCUCGUGGGGACCGAGAGCCUCCGGCGGCACGGGGUAGAGAGCGGGCUCCUGCGGGACUACACCACGGCGGAUAGGCGCCAUGAGGACGGGGCCCGCAGGCCACUGGGUAGCUCCCGGGCCCCGGGGCCCCCAGUCCGGCCCCUCAAGAGCAACAAGGAGGAGCUGUGACUACCAGGAGGCUCCCAGCCAGGCCCCCAGCUGGCCCCUCCGUCUCACUGACACAUGGUUGCCAGAGACACUCAGACUGUCACGGUGACCAAGGCCACUGUGAGGGGUGGCCAUGCGGUGGUCUCCCCUCCAGUCUGGUCCUUGGGCGCCUGGGAGAUGAGGUCCUGAGAAAGCCACCCUUGGCCAGGUGGGAGCCGCCUUCCACAGCCAGGCUUGUCUGCAAGUGAACUGCCACUGGGCACGAGGCUGGCUCGGUUCUGUCCCCAUAAGUGCCCAGCGGUCCCAUUUCCUUCUGGUCCACUCAUCAGGUGAACUGGGAUCCCACCCGCCUGCGGACUGUGUCCCCAGUUGAGCUGUCCUCAUCUUCAGAAGGGUUCGAGGCAGGCACUUCAAACCGAAGCUCUAACAUCCUCAGCCAUCUGGGGCAGGUGGGACUGUCACCCCUGAUGAAGCGAUCAGAUUAGAGAAGUUAGGUGACUCCCAGGGUCCCACCAGGCAUCCCUGUCUGGGUCCCCUGAGGUCUGUGCCACCCUGCCCGCCUCACCGCUCUGCCUCGCCCUGCCCCCAUCCAUGUUUCCAGAACCCGGGGCAGGGGCCAGCCCAGCUUAUCAUCAUAGGCCCGCUGUCACCAGGCAGAGACGGGACAGCUCCUGCAGAGCCACCCUAUCUCACCGGGCUUCUGCCGGAGCAGCAGGACUCAGAGCGGCGCCU
Molecule: messenger RNA, 3393 nt
Organism: Lontra canadensis (Northern American river otter)
Lineage: Eukaryota; Metazoa; Chordata; Mammalia; Carnivora; Mustelidae
Gene: FOXRED2
Product: FAD dependent oxidoreductase domain containing 2
Exons: 8
Coding region: 628-2682 (684 amino acids)
Molecular function (GO): flavin adenine dinucleotide binding; monooxygenase activity
Source: RefSeq, a predicted model, not a curated record